GGAAGAGCAUCUUCAAGACUCGUUUUUGACUCCGCACUGAUUACUUCAUUUAAUCAUUUUAUAUCUACAUGUCGAAUAAUAGCUAUUUGUUACAAUAUUUAAUUGUAUCUAGUUUUAUUGCUUCGAGGUCUGUUACGUGAAUAUUUAACGUAAACUUCACAAGAGCAGACGGUCUCAUAAAUCUUUUUUUUUUUUUUGCUUGAUACGACGUGCUGUCGACAAGAUGCCGCACGGAUACAUUUCGUAGUUGUGAAUUUCGCAGUUUUCUUAUCCUCCGGAAGUGGCGGUCAGUUUGGUGUAUCACCAGUAACUUCAGUUUAAAAGGCUCGAAUACUGUGUCCAAGCUUUGGAAGAACAAGCAAAUGGAGACCCACAACUGCUGAGCUGUCGGUUCCCCCUCCCUCUUUUCCUCUCCUCCAGUUCCAACUCUUCCUCUCCUUUUUACCUUCUCCCUCUCACUGAGAGCAGGAGAUGAGCUCAGAGGAAAAAAGUUCCACUAUGUCCCAGAAGAUCUCCUCUCCAUCUCACAGCAAUAGCAGUUCCUCCUCCAAACAUGACAGCAGACAGGACAGCUGGGAGAUUGUGGAGGGUUUGCGUGGUGGUCUUUCCAAUGUUCAGGAGCCAGAGAAGCAGGCUGGCUACAUGCUGAAGAAGAGAAAGUGGCCAAUGAAAGGUUGGCACAAGAGAUUCUUCUACUUGGACAAGGGCAUUUUGAAGUACGCCAAAUGCGCAGCUGAUGUCGAGAAAGGCAAGCUCCACGGCUGCAUUGAUGUGGGGCUGUCCGUCAUGGCCAUUAAGAAGAAAGCCAAGUGCAUUGAUCUGGACGCUGAAGAAAACAUUUAUCACCUGAAGAUCAAGUCCCAGGAGCUGUUUGAUGAAUGGGUCUCUAAGCUGCGUCACCACAGACUUUACAGGCAGAAUGAGAUCGCCAUGUUCCCUCAUGAGAAAACGCUCUUCCACCCUCAUUACCCCCUCACCUCCUCCCCCACGAUACCUGACAGUCAGUCCAUCAGAAAGCGUGCCUCUCCUGCAAAGCAGUCCUCUCUCCACUCGCCGGUAUCUUUUACCAGUCAGGCCAAGGUGACCGCCUGGCUCCAGUCUUCUGAUGACAUGGACAGGUGCACCAAAGAACUCUCAGUAUGUGAGGCUCAGCUGCUGGAACUGAAUCACUUGUUAAGAAGUAUGGAGGUGUUACACCGCACCUGCUCCGCCCCAGCCAUCAACGCUCUGCAGGCUUCAACGUACGACAGCCCAAAAAAAGAGAAGAGACAUCCCAGAAAAUGGCGUCCCAAGAAUUAUGGGAAAGACAACAAAACAACCCUGCAGGUUCCAAGCUGUAUCUCAGCAGGCUCUAUCCGUCUCCAUGCAUCCAAUCCCAACCUUUCUUCAGUAGACCUGACCAAUGAGAAGACUUACCAUGAACCUCUAGACUCGCCUAUAGAUGUAUCCAAACUGCAGGAAGACUUCUGCCGUGUCGCAAACAACCUUCAUACAACCAUGAAAUCAGCCCUGUGCAUGUUGACGACAGAGAAAGAGAGACUUAAACAGAUGCUGGAGCACGAGUCUUGUCCUACCCCCUCGGCCCAGGUCCUGGGAAUGAAGAAUGCCUUGGCUGCUGCUGUAACACAGAACACUGAGCUGCGAGAGCGUCUGUGCAAGAUUCACGCUGAGUCGCACAUCUCUGAGCCCUCUGUCCAUAUAAACCUCAGCCCUGGCCCCCUGCAGAAGCAAGACUCCAGUGAUGGUUCCCGUCCUCUUGUCCACCAGGUGUCUAAUGAGAGCAGAGCUUCCAUUACAGAGUCUCUAUCGGAGUUCUUUGAUGCGCAGGAAGUGCUGCUGUCAGCUAGCUCUUCAGAAAAUGAGCCUUCGGAAGAUGACUCAUAUAUCAGUGACAUCAGUGACAACGUGUCUAUGGAGAACUUCAGCAACGAGGUGGAGAAUGAGAGACUCAAUACAGAGAACGGUGGUUCUCAGGAACAGCGGCGGUCUUGUCUUCCCUCCCCCAGUCCCAAUACCAGCAACAUCAGCCUGUGGAACAUCCUGAAGAACAACAUCGGGAAGGAUCUGUCUAAAGUAGCCAUGCCUGUUCAACUCAACGAGCCGCUCAACACACUGCAGAGACUGUGUGAGGAACUGGAGUACAGCGAACUGCUGGACAAGGCUGCACACACACAGGACCCGUUUGAGCGCAUGGUGUACAUCGCUACAUUUGCUGUGUCCAGCUAUGCUUCAAGUUACUACAGAGCUGGAGGAAAACCCUUUAAUCCAGUGUUGGGUGAGACCUACGAGUGUGAUCGUCCAGACAAAGGCUUUGGUUUUGUGGCGGAGCAGGUCAGCCAUCACCCCCCCAUUACUGCAUGUCAUGCCGAAUCUAAAAACUUCAUCUUUUGGCAAGACGUGAGGUGGAGGAAUAAGUUUUGGGGAAAGUCCAUGGAGAUUGUACCUGUAGGAACUACUCACGUGGUUCUCCCUGGGUGAGUUCUUCAUUUUUGUCUGUUUGUUCAA
Molecule: messenger RNA, 2505 nt
Organism: Sinocyclocheilus rhinocerous
Lineage: Eukaryota; Metazoa; Chordata; Actinopteri; Cypriniformes; Cyprinidae
Product: oxysterol-binding protein-related protein 3-like
Exons: 18
Coding region: 472-2478 (668 amino acids)
Cellular component (GO): plasma membrane; nuclear membrane; perinuclear endoplasmic reticulum
Molecular function (GO): cholesterol binding
Source: RefSeq, a predicted model, not a curated record